CAUUAAGAAUGGCAUCUCCCAAAUGUUUAUAUAUAGAGAUCCCUCCAGUUACUCUGAAUUAUCAACAUAAAAUCACAUUUCUCGACAUAAUCGUUUAGUUAGUGUUCUUUAGAGCUCUUGUGAAUGUCUUCUGAACAGGGUAGUGCAGCGAAUCCUUCAACGUCGCUAGACGUAGAAGGAACUGAAACAAUCCCUUUUCUCAGGCUUAGUCGAUCAAGAAGAAGUUCAGAAGCUCCAGCGAGGCAUCUUAGUUGGAGAUGGAGAGCCACGGCGGCUCAGAAGGUUUAUUCCUUAAAGCUUUACAACGCUCUCCGGCGUUCACGGCGGAGCACAACGGUCCGAGACACGGCCAACAAAAUGCUUGCAGCUACGGCUCGUGGUACUACUCGGUGGAGCAGAGCCAUUUUGGUGAGUCCACUCGGGAAUGGUCUGUACCGGCACAAGAAUACAAAGCCGGUGUCUACGGCCAGGGGAGACGGAGGAAGGAGUUGGAAGUUGUCGCCGGUGAGAACUCGGGUCAGAGUUCUAGGUGGGUUGGUGCCUGGCUGCCGGAGAACGGCGUUACCGGAGCUUUUGGACGAGACGGCCGAUUACAUAGGUGCGUUGGAAAUGCAAGUCCGAGCCAUGACAGCUCUAUCCAAGAUACUGUCUGAGUUUCAGCCGUCUGAUAAACUCGGCUCGGCGUUAUAGCCAAUGUGUGUAAUAUUUGUUUUGAUUAAUUAUUUUACAAUUUUUUUUUUUGUAACACAAUUAUUUUAAAAAAUUAUAAUCCGAAUAUUUUUAAUCAAUUGUUUGCAAUGAAAUUGUUUUGUUGUUUGUCGUUCGAAGUGUUUUGGUGUUAUUUCAUAAGUUUUAGUUGUAAAUAUUUUUUUUUACAAAUUUUGGACAUCAUAGUGUCUCAAAUAUUAAUAGACAAGUAAUUAUCAGAUAGUUAACUUCCAAUACAA
This is a messenger RNA of Brassica oleracea var. oleracea, 947 nucleotides long. Its product is annotated as transcription factor bHLH150-like. Lineage: Eukaryota; Viridiplantae; Streptophyta; Magnoliopsida; Brassicales; Brassicaceae. The record is from RefSeq and is a predicted model, not a curated record. Gene Ontology annotation, biological process: regulation of DNA-templated transcription. The transcript has a single exon. The coding region runs from base 124 to 690 and encodes 188 amino acids.